Nematolebias whitei (Rio pearlfish) is the source of this 956-nucleotide messenger RNA. RefSeq names its product NADH:ubiquinone oxidoreductase core subunit S3 (gene ndufs3). Lineage: Eukaryota; Metazoa; Chordata; Actinopteri; Cyprinodontiformes; Rivulidae. The record is from RefSeq and is a predicted model, not a curated record. The transcript has 7 exons. Gene Ontology annotation, molecular function: NADH dehydrogenase (ubiquinone) activity. Bases 53 to 832 code for a protein of 259 amino acids.
UUCCUCCUCCGGACCUGCAGGGGGCGACUCGCAGCCUGACUCCAGAACAAACAUGGCGGCCUCGCUGGUUAGGUUUGUACGCGGAGGUUUUGGAAGAAGCUUUAACAUUGUCAGGAGUUCAAGUCUCCUCCAUCAGAUCAGAGCCUGCUCUUCCGAGAACUCCCCCACUAUCAGACCUAAGGAUUCAUCAGUUAUUUUCAACCAGCUGACAGCAUUUGGAGAAUAUGUGGCUGAAAUCAUGCCCAAGUAUGUUCAUCGUGCUCAGGUGACGGCUUUUAAUGAGCUGGAGGUGAUGAUCCAUCCUAGUGGAGUGAUUCCUGUCCUGACCUUCCUGAGUGAUCACACCAACGCCCAGUUCAAGAGCUUUAUCGACCUGACGGCUGUGGACGUUCCAUCACGUCAGAACCGCUUCGAGAUUGUGUACAACCUGCUGUCUCUACGCUUCAACUCUCGUAUUCGUAUCAAGACAUACACAGACGAGUUGACACCGAUAGACUCUACUGUCUCCAUCCACAAAGCUGCCAACUGGUUUGAGCGAGAGGUGUGGGACAUGUUCGGGGUGUUCAUUUCCAACCACCCUGACCUGAGGCGCAUCCUUACAGACUACGGCUUUGAGGGACACCCCUUGAGGAAGGACUUCCCUCUGUCAGGAUACGCAGAGGUGCGUUAUGACGAGGAGGUGAAGCACCUGGUGUUGGAGCCCUUAGCUCUGGCGCAGGAGAUGAGGAAGUUUGACCUGAACACUCCCUGGGAGGUGUUCCCUGCAUACCGAGAGCCCAAAGAGCCUGCAGCCAAACUGGAGGCUGGAGACCCCACCCCGGACAAGAAGUGAUGUCCCUCAGUUCAGUCCACACACUCGUCCUCACCCUGUCCUGAAUGUUUGUUAUUCUGGGACUCCAGCUGAACCCCACUUUAACUAUAUAUGUAAAUAAAAAUAAUAAUAAAAAGUCUUAAAA